Messenger RNA from Vigna radiata var. radiata (mung bean), 3527 nucleotides. Its product is annotated as DNA repair protein RAD5A. The record is from RefSeq and is a predicted model, not a curated record. NCBI's taxonomy places the organism in Eukaryota, Viridiplantae, Streptophyta, Magnoliopsida, Fabales, Fabaceae. Gene Ontology annotation, molecular function: nucleic acid binding; ATP-dependent chromatin remodeler activity; hydrolase activity, acting on acid anhydrides, in phosphorus-containing anhydrides.
CAGAGUCUUUCAUUAUUCACCAUCACUCAGUUCUGGCGCGUCUUUUGGAGUUUAGAACUGUGUAUUUUUUCUCCAUUUCUUUUUUCUAUCAAAUUUUCAAACUCUUUAUUUCGAAAUCGAGAAGCUAGGGUUAGGGUUCCGAUGGGGAGUAAGGUCAGCGACCACCACCUGUCCACCGUGAGAUCCAUCGUGGGUUCAGAAUUCUCCGACAUGGAAAUCAUCAGAGCCCUCCACAUGGCAAAAAACGACGUCAAUGCGGCCAUCAACAUCAUCUUGGACACUCACUCCGCCCCGAGAUUCAAUCUCACGCGCCCCAAGAAUCAACUUUCAGUCUCUCCUCCAAAACCCUCCCCUUCCACUCCUAUCGUCACCAAGCCUAGCUUCAGUGAACAACGCAUUGAUAAUAACAGUGAUGAUUGGUGGUUGGUGAAUUGCGGUGAAGUGACGGGUUUGUCCACGUGUAAAGGGAGGACUAUAAAUUCCGGUGAGACUGUGAUUUUCAAGUUUCCGUCAAAGAAAUUAUCCUCCCCCUCUACAGGAAAGGGGUUUGGACGGGCUGCGGCGUGUUCGGAGAUAGUUCGGUUCUCUACUGAACAAGCUGGGGAGAUUGGUAGAAUACCAAAGGAAUGGGCUCGGUGUCUUUUGCCUCUUGUGCGAGAUCAUAAGGUUAGGAUUGAGGGGAAGUGUAAAUUUGCUCCUCAAGUUUUGGGCAUCAUGGACUCCAUUAUUUUGUCAGUAAGUGUAUUUAUCAAUAGUUCAAUGUUUGCUAAGCAUCACCAGGUUUCUCUCAAGGAUGCUGCCAACUCGACGGAUGAAUCUGUGUUUCAUCCGCUGCCAACACUGUUUCGUUUGCUGGGUUUAAACCCUUUUAAAGAGGCAGAGUUAACUCCAGGCGAUUUCUAUUCCAACAAACGUCCUCUCAGUGAAAGGGUAACAUUACCACGUGCCAAGUUUGAGCAUCCUUCUCAAAAUGGCAAUGAGAAUGACAACGAGGAAUCUAUUUCUGAAAUUGAGGUUGAGAAUAUUGUUGGUGUUGGAUCAAGUGAAGAGUUAGAGGAAAUGGAUCCCCCUGCUAAUCUUCAGUGCAAUCUACGACCUUAUCAAAAGCAGGCACUUUAUUGGAUGAUCCAGAUGGAGAAGGGAAAAUGCAUGGAUGAGACUGCAACAACCCUCCAUCCAUGUUGGGAGGCAUAUCACCUUGCUGACAAGAGGGAGCUUAUCAUUUACUUGAAUGCAUUUUCUGGUGAAGCUACAAUAGAAUUUCCCAGCACCCUUCAAAUGGCCAGAGGAGGAAUUUUGGCAGAUGCUAUGGGGCUUGGAAAGACCAUCAUGACCAUAUCCCUUCUAGUUGCCCAUUCAGGAAAGGGUGAAUCAGUAGGCAAUCAACCCAUAGCCAAUUCUUUUACUGAAGUUGGUGAAGUUAGUGAUAAUGUGCACACUUUUUCAAACAUACCCAAGAAGGCAACCAAAAUUUCUGGUUUUGAUAAGCCAACAAAACAAAUGAACUCUCUAACAAGUGGUGGCAACUUGAUAAUAUGUCCGAUGACUCUUCUUGGGCAAUGGAAGGCAGAGAUUGAAACUCACGUGCACCCUGGAUCUCUUUCUCUAUAUGUUCACUACGGACAAAGUAGGCCAAAAGAUGCAAAAAGUCUCGCUCAGAAUGAUGUUGUAAUUACUACAUAUGGAAUUUUGGCCUCUGAAUUUUCCAGUGAGAAUGCAGAUGAUAAUGGUGGACUCUUCUCAAUUCGGUGGUUUAGAGUUGUUCUUGAUGAAGCACAUACCAUAAAAUCUUCUAAGAGCCAAGUUUCUGUUGCAGCUGCUGCUCUAAUUGCUGACAGACGUUGGUGUCUAACAGGCACACCAAUUCAGGUGGAAUAAACUUAUUCAGAAACCAUUUGAGGGUGGUGAUGAAAGAGGGCUCAAGUUAGUUCAAUCAAUUUUGAAGCCAAUUAUGUUGAGGAGAACUAAACAUAGUACAGAUCGAGAGGGCAAGCCCAUUUUAGUUCUGCCUCCAGCUGAUAUGCAGGUAAUUUACUGUGAACAGACAGAAGCUGAAAAUGACUUUUAUGGAGCUCUAUUCAAAAGAUCUAAGGUAAAGUUUGAUCAGUUUGUUGAGCAAGGACGAGUUCUUCAUAAUUAUGCUUCAAUAUUGGAGUUACUUUUACGUCUUCGGCAAUGUUGUGAUCAUCCAUUUCUUGUAAUGAGUCGAGGUGAUACUCAAGAUUUUGCGGAUCUAAACAAACUAGCUAAGCGCUUCCUUAGAGGAACAUAUAAUGCUUCGGAUGGUGAAGUAAAAGAGGCACCUUCACGGGCUUAUGUUCAAGAAGUUGUGGAGGAGCUACGUAAAGGGGAGCAAGGAGAGUGUCCAAUAUGCCUUGAAGCAUUUGAAGAUGCAGUAUUGACCCCUUGCGCUCACCGCUUAUGCAGGGAAUGCCUCUUGGCAAGUUUGCGAAAUGCUACUUCUGGCCUAUGUCCUGUUUGUAGGAAACCAGUCAACAGGCAGGAUCUAAUCACCGCCCCUACUGAGAAUCGGUUUCAGGUGGAUAUUGAGAAGAACUGGGUAGAAUCAUGCAAGGUAACUGCUCUUUUGAAUGAACUUCAAAAUCUUCGCUCAUCAGGCUCCAAAAGCAUUGUUUUCAGCCAGUGGACUGCUUUUCUAGACCUCUUGCAGAUCCCCUUCGCUCGGAAUAACAUUUCAUUUGUUCGUCUUGAUGGGACUCUGAAUCUGCAACAGCGGGAGAAAGUAAUCAAGCAAUUUUCAGAGGACAGCACGACUCUGGUGUUGUUAAUGUCACUAAAAGCUGGUGGAGUGGGUAUAAAUCUAACUGCAGCUUCUAAUGCUUUUGUCAUGGACCCAUGGUGGAAUCCAGCUGUUGAGGAACAAGCUGUUAUGCGUAUUCAUCGCAUUGGACAAACAAAGAAGGUGGCCAUUAAACGGUUUAUUGUGAAGGGGACCGUUGAGGAGAGAAUGGAAGCAGUACAAGCACGUAAACAACGAAUGAUUUCUGGUGCCUUGACUGAUCAAGAGGUUCGAAGUGCGCGCAUUGAGGAGUUAAAGAUGCUUUUUACUUAGACUAACGAGCAGUGCAAACAUCUUUGCUUGCACAAUUUUUGAUCCCUCUGGUCUUCUUUUGUUCUCAAGUGCUGGUGACUGCAAGGCACAUGUGACUUGUAACAUGAAGAUGCAUCUUUGGCUCGCAAUUUCCAUACCAAGAUCAAGAUUAAUGAAUAUCUUGAUCAACGCCAUUGUUGCAACUGGGUACAUAUGCUGUUGUUAUAAACGAGUCGAAAGGGAGGAAAUAGAGGGGCUUAUUUCCCUUUGUUUGAUAUUGUAAGUUGAAAAAUAAGGGAAACCCCCUUCAUGUUUGGACUGGGGUAGACUCUAAAAUUAAAUUUGUAAUAUAUUUCUUACUUUGUCAAUCUAAUUUCAUGUCCAGUGUUAUGUAAAUAGUUCAACAAUUUUGUAAUUGAAAAUGAAUGAAUCCCAAUUUGGAAGGAAAUAAUUCUUGAGUAUUACUUAUUCAUAA